Scatophagus argus is the source of this 2337-nucleotide messenger RNA. Its product is annotated as ATP-binding cassette sub-family G member 4-like. Lineage: Eukaryota; Metazoa; Chordata; Actinopteri; Scatophagidae. The transcript is spliced from 15 exons. The record is from RefSeq and is a predicted model, not a curated record. Gene Ontology annotation, molecular function: ATP hydrolysis activity; ATP binding; ABC-type transporter activity. Bases 384 to 2336 code for a protein of 650 amino acids. Gene Ontology annotation, cellular component: plasma membrane.
CAGGUGACAGAUAUGUGGGUUACAUAAACAUAAGCCUACACCUGUCACCCAUGAUGAAGAUUAUCAGGCAGAAAUCCAUAAUUCUUCAGAGGAGUCACCCCCCACACACACACACCCAUGUGACCCUACACUGACAGCAGGGUCUGUACACCAGUGCAGUGUCCCUCCUCCAUUCAUCCUGCACCGUCCACCGCCCAUCCACCCCCCUCCUGUCCUGACCCGCCCUCCCUGCUGCGCGCCGCUCCGCGCCGCUCCGGCGUGCAGCGCUGCUGUAGAUGCGGCAGACUGGAACACACUGUGGUUGGUUCUGAAUGCAGCAGCCGGGGAGGAUAACAACAUCCUGACAGACAUCGACAAGGACAGCGAUAAGACUGAGAGCUGAUAUGGACAAUAAGGCAUUGGAACCUGAUUCUGUGAGUAUCCCCAUGGAGGAGGCCAUAAUGUGUAAUGGAGGCAGCCAACCUCAGCCUCAGCAGCAGCAAGAAGCAUCCAUGUUGACUCACCUGAAGAAGGUUGAGAACCAGAUCACAGAAGCACAGCGUUUCUCCCACCUACCCAAACGCUCAGCUGUGGACCUGGAGUUCGUUGACCUUUCCUACACCAUCCAGGAGGGACCAUGCUGGAGGAGGAGAGGUUUCAAAGCCUUACUAAAGUGCCUGUCUGGGAGGUUCUGCAGUCGGGAGCUGAUAGGAAUCAUGGGGCCCUCAGGAGCCGGAAAAUCCACCUUAAUGAACAUUUUGGCUGGAUACAGGGAAACAGGGAGGAAGGGUCAGAUCCUGGUAAAUGGGAAACCCAGGGACCUGAGGACAUUCAGGAAAAUGUCCUGCUACAUCAUGCAGGAAGACAUGCUACUGCCGCACCUCACUACACGAGAGGCCAUGAUGGUUUCAGCCAACUUAAAGCUGGAUGAAACAACAGAUGUGAAGAAAAAACUGGUUAAUGAGAUUCUGAACGCAUUAGGCCUUCUUGACUGUGCGCACACCCGUACCAGCUCACUGUCAGGUGGUCAGUGUAAACGGCUGGCCAUCGCCCUCGAACUGGUCAACAAUCCUCCAGUCAUGUUCUUUGAUGAGCCAACCAGUGGCCUAGACAGUGCAUCAUGCUACCAGGUGGUCUCUCUAAUGCGUUCUCUGGCACUGGGAGGACGGACCAUCAUCUGCACCAUCCACCAACCUAGUGCCAAACUGUUUGAGAUGUUUGACAAGCUUUACAUUCUCAGUCAGGGACAGUGUAUCUACAAAGGCACAGUCCCUUACCUCAUCCCCUAUCUGAAGACUCUGGGCCUUUAUUGUCCUACCUACCACAACCCUGCAGACUUCAUCAUUGAAGUGGCAUCAGGGGAAUAUGGAGACUUGAACCCUGUGCUGUUUGAGGCAGUCCAAGGUGGAAUGUGUGCUUUAGAGGAGAAGAAGAACCAAUGUGAUAACAACGGCCCAUUAGUCUGUGCAACAAAGUGCCCGAUGGAUGCUGGACUCAUAGAGAGCCAUACUUUUGCCACAAGCACACUCACACAAUUCUGCAUCCUCUUCAAGAGAACCUUCAUCACUAUAUGUCGAGACCAGGUUUUGACCCACCUCAGACUGAUUUCCCACAUUGCCAUAGGUGUGUUAAUUGGCUUGCUCUAUCUAAAUAUCGGCAAUGACGCCAGCAAGGUCUUUAACAACACAGGGUUCCUCUUCUUCUCUAUGCUCUUCCUCAUGUUUGGAGCACUCAUGCCAACCGUGUUAACCUUUCCUCUGGAGAUGUCUGUGUUCCUGCGGGAGCAUCUGAACUACUGGUACAGCCUGAAAGCCUACUACCUGGCCAAGACCAUGGCUGAUAUCCCAUUCCAGGUGAUCUGCCCCAUCAUGUACUGCAGCAUAGUGUACUGGAUGACAGAGCAGCCUCCAGAGGCCAGCCGCUACCUACUGUUCAUAGCCCUGUCCAUCUGCACUGCCCUGGUAGCCCAGUCCCUAGGGCUGCUGGUUGGGGCUGCCUCAACCUCACUACAGGUAGCCACAUUUGUUGGACCUGUCACAGCUAUCCCGGUACUGCUUUUCUCUGGAUUCUUUGUGAACUUUGACACAAUCCCCAAGUAUCUGCAGUGGAGCUCCUAUGUGUCUUACGUCAGGUAUGGCUUUGAAGGGGUGAUUCUGUCCAUCUACGGAAUGAACCGUUCAGAGCUGGAGUGUCCGGGGAAGGUGUGUAAGUUCCAACAGCCUGAAGAGGUUCUGCAGUUAUUGGAUGUAGAAGACGCAAAGCUCUACAUAGAUUUUAUUGUUCUGGGCAUUUUCUUCAUCAUACUGCGACUGGCCACCUACCUUGUCCUCCGCUACAAGGUCAAGUCUGAGCGAUAGG